CACCCACCACACGGCGUCGUUUGUUAUUGAAUAGAAUAAUUUUUGUACAGUUUCUUUCCACUGCUAUUUGUGCUAUCAUCACUGGCUCCCAUUGUAUCCAUCGGUGAAGAAACUCCUACAUAUAUCCACGAAGUUCUGCAAUUGGGGCUACGUGAUUGAUUCUGAAUCUGAAAACCUUCCACUUGGGAAAUGGGCGGAGGCAAUGGCCAGAAGGCYAGAAUGGCUCGGGAGAGGAACAUGGAGAAACAAAAGUCCUCCAGAGUUUUAGAGUUGAUUGGAAUAAUUUCCACAGGAAGUCAGCUGGAAACAAACAAGAAAGCCAUGACAAUACAGUGCAAGGUAUGCAUGCAGACGUUUAUAUGUACAACUACAGAGGUGAAGUGCAGAGAACAUGCAGAAGCAAGGCACCCGAAAUCUGAAUUAUAUGCCUGUUUUCCCCAUCUUAAGAAAUGAUCCCUAAACUUUAUCCCCCCUCUUCUCUUUUUGCACUAUUAAUACCAUAAUAGAAUCUACUAAAAAAGAUUCAAUGUUUCCACUCUGUUGGCUAUGAUUUUAAUUUAAAUAUCAGAAAUGGAGUCAAUGAGAUGUUAUUCAUGUUUGCUUGGGAGUUUUCUUA
Messenger RNA from Momordica charantia (bitter melon), 616 nucleotides. The record is from RefSeq and is a predicted model, not a curated record. Lineage: Eukaryota; Viridiplantae; Streptophyta; Magnoliopsida; Cucurbitales; Cucurbitaceae.